AUGCAUAGUCUUCUCGCUGAUACCCCAACAAUAUCCAGAUUCGGAUGUUUGUUACAAAUAUUUUGUAUUCAUACAUAUGGAAUGUUUGAAUUUUCUAUUUUGUCAGUGAUGGCUUAUGACAGAUAUGUGUCAAUCUGUAAUCCUUUAAGAUACAGCAGCAUAAUGAGUCCUAGGAAAGUAGCUGGGCUAACAGCUUUUGUAUAUCUGUACCCUAUUUGUAUUUUCAUCAUACAUAUUUCAUUAACUAUUCGACUACCAUUAUGUGGGUCUGUUAUAGAAAAGUUAUAUUGUGACAACUGGUCAGUUGUCAAGUUAUCUUGUGUAGAUAUCUCUGUUAAUAGUGUCUUUGGUUUGUGUGUUACCGUGUUAGUUAUGAUCCCACAACUGAUUGUUGUUGCAUACUCGUAUAUUAAAAUAAUUACAGUGUGUCUUAAGGCUUCAAAAGAAGCUCGGGGUAAAGCAGUACAAACCUGCGUGCCCCAUUUAGUAACCCUCACAAACUACUACAUUGCCACUUUCUUUGAAGUUCUUCAUCAACGUUUUGACACGAAGAACCUUCCCCUUGUUUUACGCAUCAUCAUGUCAGUAGAUUUUCUUCUUUUGCCCCCUCUUCUAAAUCCAAUCAUUUACGGAGUAAAAAUACAGGCAAUAAGAAAACGGGUUAUCCAAAUGUUUAAAAGCAGCAAAGCAAAUUCAAUUUCAGGUGCUCAGAAAAAAAUGGUCUCUGUCUUACAAUAA
Messenger RNA from Polyodon spathula (Mississippi paddlefish), 738 nucleotides. Its product is annotated as olfactory receptor 52N5-like. The record is from RefSeq and is a predicted model, not a curated record. Gene Ontology annotation, cellular component: membrane. Gene Ontology annotation, molecular function: G protein-coupled receptor activity; olfactory receptor activity. The transcript has a single exon. NCBI's taxonomy places the organism in Eukaryota, Metazoa, Chordata, Actinopteri, Acipenseriformes, Polyodontidae. The coding region runs from base 1 to 738 and encodes 245 amino acids. Gene Ontology annotation, biological process: G protein-coupled receptor signaling pathway.